AUGGAGAAGUACACAGAGUUUAGCGACUCGGUCACAGGAAUAAACCCGUACAUACGAAUUAUAAAGUACCAGUUCACUAUUUUCAACAUGAUUGUAAAACUGACUGUGUUUAAAAUGCUUGUGUCCCUGCCUGUGUUCCUGUAUAAAUAUGCCGCAGGAUCGUUUGCUUCUGUGAAAUACGAGAACAGAGAAACAGAAAAGAAAAUAAAAAGCAGAAAAAUCUUCCUAUCAACGUACUCCUCAAUAUUUGACGUGUCUCUAUUGCACAAAAUACUAAAGUCGCCAAGCGUCUAUCUUCUAAGGAAUGGAAAGAUCUUUGCAGUCAGCAGACACAACAUGAUAAAGCCAGCAGAUAAGUCGGAGAUAGACAAAAAAGUAGAAACGGGAAGAGUGGUGGUCUUUAUGAUGGCAGGAGGAAUAACAAACGGCACAAUAUACACCAAUCCAUCAGAAGUUCUUGAGGCCGUAGAUGUGCAGCAGGUUCUAUCUUUGAAGUACUCACCAGACGCAACGUAUGAUAUAAACCUCUUUGACAUCUGCAUACUCCCGCAGUUCAGCAGCCAAGUAGUUGCAUUUCUCUACCAUCUUUUCUACUAUCUUACCAUCCCCAGGGUGCCUGUGUGCACAGUCUCAGCAGCUGACACCCUUGAAGAUCUCUCGGAGAAAACAAGGGUAGAAAUAUCUAGAAGCAUUGACUCCAAAACAACCGAAAAGUUUUUGAAAAAGUUCAGCUUUGCAAAAUAA
This is a messenger RNA of Nematocida minor, 744 nucleotides long. RefSeq lists its product as uncharacterized. The transcript has a single exon. The coding region runs from base 1 to 744 and encodes 247 amino acids. The record is from RefSeq and is a predicted model, not a curated record. Lineage: Eukaryota; Fungi; Microsporidia.